UUCCCGUGCUCCACCUUCUACCUUUCCUAGGCUUUUCAAUCUCGCUUUCCACCAUGGCUUCCAAAUUAAGCCUAACGUCCGCUCUCACACUUCCCAACUCCAAGUACAAGAUUCCUCAUAUCGGCUUCGGCGUCUACCAAUCCCCGCUAUCUACCUGCGUGAACUCCUGCCUCACCGCAAUCACAGCUGGCUAUCGCCAUAUCGACACUGCGCAGUAUUACGCCAAUGAAACAAGCGUCGGCCGAGCUGUUCGUGACUCCAGUGUUUCCCGCUCCGAGCUCUACAUCACCACCAAGAUUCUUUCUCCAGGCAAAGACAUUGAGUCGACAUACAAGUCCAUCGAAGACAGCGUUGAGAAGUUGGACGGUAAGAAUGGCUACGUGGACCUUUUCUUGAUACACAGUCCCAAUGGUGGGAAAGAGAGUAGAAAAUUGAUGUGGCAGGCUUUGGAGAAGGCGAAAGCGAAUGGUAAAGUGCGGGACAUCGGAGUCAGCAAUUACGGAGUUGGGCACAUUGAAGAGAUUAAAGAAUUUGGGCAGGUAUGGCCGCCAGCCGUCAAUCAGAUUGAGCUCCAUCCGUGGUGCCAGCAACGUGAGGCUGUUGAGUACUGCAAGAAAAACAACAUUGUUGUUGAAGCAUACUGCCCGAUCGUUCGCAACCAGAAGGUCGACGACAAAACGCUCAACGAAAUUGCGAACAAACACAAGACGUCGCCGAACCAGGUACUCAUCCGUUACGCUCUAGAGAAGGGUUGGGUUCCCUUGCCCAAAUCCGAUUCGCCGAAGAGAAUCGAGAAGAACGCGGAUGUCUAUGGCUUUGAGCUGGAUGUUAAGGACAUGGAAAUUUUGGACGGUCUAGAUCAAGGCAAGAGCGGUGCGAUUGUGCAGGCUGUUAGCAACGUCCCUUCAUAG
Messenger RNA from Paraphaeosphaeria sporulosa, 911 nucleotides. RefSeq names its product Aldo/keto reductase. The record is from RefSeq and is a predicted model, not a curated record. Lineage: Eukaryota; Fungi; Ascomycota; Dothideomycetes; Pleosporales; Didymosphaeriaceae. Gene Ontology annotation, molecular function: oxidoreductase activity. The transcript is spliced from 3 exons. Bases 54 to 911 code for a protein of 285 amino acids.